AUGAUGGAUUCGGACUCGUCCGGCGCGGACUUCUGCCGGUUCUGUCGUUCAGAGGCUUCGUCUGACAGACCGCUGUUCCACCCGUGUAUCUGCACAGGCUCCAUAAAAUGGAUUCAUCAAGAAUGUUUAGUGCAGUGGAUGCGAUACUCCAGGAAAGAGAUUUGCGAGCUAUGUGGCCACCGAUUUUCUUUUAUGCCGAUAUAUUCACCGGAUAUGCCUCGCAGGCUACCUAUCCGCGACGUGGUGGGCGGGCUGGUGACUUCCGUGGCAUCCGCCGUGAAGGACUGGCUGCACUACACGCUAGUAGCGCUCGCUUGGCUUGGCAUCGUGCCGCUCACCGCCUGCAGGACCUACCGCUGUCUGUUCUCGGGCUCCUUGGACCCAGUCAUUUCAUUGCCCUUUGACAUAGUAUCUGCUGAAAACCUUGCUAAAGAUGUCUUCUCUGGAUGUUUUGUUGUAACAUGUACACUGUUCUCUUUUAUUGGCCUUGUUUGGCUGAGAGAGCAGAUCAUGCAUGGUGGUGGUCCAGACUGGAUGGAAAGAGAGAACCUGCCAGCUCCACCCCCUGAAGACCUUCCUCUGCAAGACAAUAACAAUGAUAGAGUGAAUAAUGGAGCAGGGGAUGGUGAAGUUGGUAUAAGAGAUGAAGUUAAUGCUGAAGUUGGAGAGGAUCCCUUGGGUGCAGAUGAAGCAAACUGGAACCCAAUGGAAUGGGAUCGUGCAGCUGCUGAGGAGCUAACAUGGGCCCGUUUGCUUGGCUUGGAUGGUUCCAUGGUGUUUUUAGAACAUGUAUUUUGGGUAGUGUCCCUGAAUACAUUGUUUAUAGUGGUGUUUGCAUUCUGCCCGUAUCAUAUUGGAAGGUUGGGAGCUGCUAUGGCAGGGCUGACAGCUGAGGGUCCAUUUGCUGGGCCAUUGACAGCUCUAGCAGGGUAUGUGUUGGUGGGGGCUAUACUGGCAGUGUUACAUGGCAUGGCGUCCCUGCUGCGCCUGCGGAGUGCUAAGAAGGCACUGGGAUUCUGUUAUGUAGUUGUGAAGGUGGCCCUGCUGUCUGUUGUUGAGAUUGGUGUGAUACCUUUAGUAUGUGGCUGGUGGCUGGAUCUCUGUUCCCUAUCAAUGUUCGACGCUACGCUCAAGGACAGAGAGUCGAGUUUGCAAGCAGCCCCAUGGACGCUCAUGUUCAUACAUUGGUUAGUCGGAAUGGUCUACGUGUACUAUUUCGCGUCCUUCAUUCUCUUGCUGAGAGAAGUACUAAGACCUGGUGUACUGUGGUUCUUGAAGAACUUGAAUGAUCCCGAUUUCAGUCCUGUGCAGGAAAUGAUCCAUUUAUCAGUGUGGUCUCACAUUCGUCGGCUGGUGGUGUCUGCCAUGAUCUUCGGUACGGCUGUCCUAUUCAUGCUCUGGCUACCAAUCAGGGUGAUCAAGUAUGUGUUGCCCGGGUUCCUGCCAUAUGCUGUAGCAGUCCACUCCGAUGCCCCGGUCAAUGAACUCAGCUUGGAGCUGCUGUUGCUACAGGUGAUUCUCCCAGCCUUGUUGGAGCAGUCUCACACUCGCACGUGGUUGAAGGCAGGCGUGCGAGCGUGGUGCGCAUGCGCGGCCGGUGUACUAGGGCUCCGCUCCUAUUUGUUAGGAGAGAUGCGAAACGACCAGCCCAUGCCUCAUCCGCCACGACCACCUCAUCAACUUGGAGCUGCUCAUCAGGCAUUGAUGCGUCGCGACGGCCCAGCUGGUUUCGAACCUUACGUCCGCGUAUCAUGGUUCCCACUCCGACUGGGUGCUUUGUUGGUCUUGGUCUCUAUGUCUCUCGUCAUGGCCAGCGCUCUUACCUUGGUGAUUCCUGUCGCUAUUGGAAGGCGGGUGAUGGCUUUGUGGCUUCCGAAGGCGUCGGAUGGAGUUCACGAAUUGUAUACAGCGGCUUGUGGCAUGUACGUGUGCUGGGCGGCGGGGCGCGGCGGCACGCUGGCGGCGGGCUGGGCGCGCGGCGGCCGCGCCAUGCUGGCCGCGCGCGCCGCGCUCUGGGCAAGGGUCGCCGCGCGCGCCGCACUCGCCGCGCUCGCGCUGCUCGGACUCGUGCCCUUGAUGUUCGGCCUACUGCUGGAGUUGGUACUAGUGAUCCCACUUCGCGUGCCAAUCGAGCAGUCGCCAGUACUAUUUGUAUGGCAGGACUGGGCACUGGGCGUGUUAUACACGAAGAUAGUUUGUGCACUGACCAUGAUGGGACCCGACUGGGCCAUGAGGCGAGCCAUCGAGAAGGCGUAUCGAGACGGUAUUAGGGAGAUGGAUUUGAAGUUCAUCCUGCGCGAGAUAGCGGCGCCGUGCGUGUGCUGGCUGGGGCUGGCGCUGGCGGUGCCGUACGCGCUGGCGCACUCGGUGCUGCCGCUGGCCGUGGCGGCGCCCGCGCAGCGCAACCUGCUGGCGCGCCGCGUCUACCCCGCGCUGCUACUCACGGCGCUCGUGCUCGCGCUCACCGUCUUCCAGAUACGUCAGUUCCGCAAGUUAUACGAGCACAUAAAGAACGACAAGUACCUCGUGGGCCAACGACUCGUCAACUACGACCACAGGCGACACAAACAACAACAGAGCACCGUCCCCGCCAACUGA
Molecule: messenger RNA, 2598 nt
Organism: Spodoptera littoralis (African cotton leafworm)
Lineage: Eukaryota; Metazoa; Arthropoda; Insecta; Lepidoptera; Noctuidae
Source: the annotation of a GenBank genome assembly